This is a messenger RNA of Spodoptera frugiperda (fall armyworm), 1415 nucleotides long. RefSeq names its product odorant receptor 13a-like. Gene Ontology annotation, cellular component: plasma membrane. The coding region runs from base 44 to 1333 and encodes 429 amino acids. The transcript has 8 exons. Gene Ontology annotation, molecular function: odorant binding; olfactory receptor activity. Gene Ontology annotation, biological process: detection of chemical stimulus involved in sensory perception of smell; sensory perception of smell. NCBI's taxonomy places the organism in Eukaryota, Metazoa, Arthropoda, Insecta, Lepidoptera, Noctuidae. The record is from RefSeq and is a predicted model, not a curated record.
UUCCGAUAGUCAAAAGCCUAACUGUGUUUACGACAACUGCAGAAUGCGUCUUCAAAUAAUAAAAGAUUUCCUCUUGAAGCAAUCUUUCGAUUUCGACAGACCAGAUAUAAAUUUGUACAAUUUUCAUCCGCAGCUACGAAUAUUUCUCGCUGUUAAAGGAGUAUUCUUUACAAAUAGGGGAUCUCGACUCAGAUUAAUAUGGCCGAGCAUUUGUAUCCAGCUUUCCAUAAUAGCAAUGACUUUUGAAGAAAUGUUCAUUUAUCGAGGGGUCACUAUAAAGGACUAUUCGUUCGCAACCGAAUGUUUUUGCUACUGGGUCUUACUCGGGUGUAUCCCUGUCGUCUACGUCAGCAUCCUCGUGCACACAAACAAGAUUUACGAUAUCGUCGUCAAGAUGAACGAAGAAUUUAUCUAUGUGUGUAGUUUGGGACCCGUUUACAGGAAACCAUUUCUAGAAGGCCAGUUACUAAUUUGGCAGCUGUGUUACGCGUGGUUCGGCUUCGUCAGCUUUGUGGGAGGACUGUACGUAGUGUUUCCUCUCGCUGGACUGAUAUACCAGAGCCUGUUCGCGACCCUGGACGAGAACACUACCAGACCACUCCAGUUCCCCAUGUGGCUACCUCAUGAUGAUCCUUAUAGGACACCCAACUACGAAUUGUUCCUGUUGAUCCAGUCGACGCUGUGUUUUUGUUUUGUACAAACCUUUUGUGUAUACGUGUACACACUGUUCCACAUCCUGCUGCAUUAUUACAUAAUUAUGGACAUGAUAAUAAUAGACUUCAGUGUGAUAUUUGCUGACCUUGAAGAGUCCGUUGCAUUGCUGCCUCGGCAUGACACCCGCAGGAUGGAAACACAGCGCAUAUUGAAUGCGAGAAUUGAAAAGAUCGUGAAGUGGCAUCUUUCUGUAUUUCGGGCUGUGAAAACUGUAUCGUCGAUAUAUGGGCCUCCGCUAGUGUACCAAGUCUCAUUCAGUUCCAUCGCCAUCUGCCUCAUUGCGUAUCAGAUUGCAGAGAAACUAGAUCAAGGCAGCUUGGACAUAUUAUUUUCCCUGCUAAGCAUCUGUGCGUGUUUGCAGCUAUGGAUACCGUGCCAUCUGGGGACCAUGAUUAGGAAUAAGGCGUUUGAGGUCGGUGACGCGGGUUGGAAGUGUGGCUGGCACGAGACACCUCUGGGCCUGAUGAUUCGCACCGACAUCAUCAUCAUCAUCUUGCGUGCGCAGCAGCCUGUCACCAUCAAGUACACCGGCCUACCAGAGAUACAGCUGGAGACCUUCUCAUCGUGCAUGAGCUCUUCAUAUUCUUACUUCAAUAUGCUGCGUCAAUACAGCAAGUAGUAUAGAUACAGAGAAGAGAAGCAAUGUUCUACACAAUCAGAAAUUCGCUGUUCAAUAAAUAACAACACUGAAUUAAUUGACG